AUGGGCCGCCGGUCGAGAUCUUCUCCCUCGCUCUCCAAUCCCACAGGAGCUCCUGGUCCUGCGAACUCUAACGUUCCAAAUACGCCUACGAACCUCGAGAUAUCUUCUCCCGCUGAGCCUGCUGGCUCGGCGACCUCUGCCGCCCGGCGGGCUCCCUCCCCCACCGCAUCUACCACCUCUUCUACGCGCCCAAGAUUUCUUUCGCGACUGAGCCUCCCUCUCUCACUCCCUUUGCGCAAUCGGAAUCGCAAUAUCACCGACUUUCAUAUUCGUGCUGAGGAACCACACCGUCGAUACAGUGCUGGCGACAAUGUCCGUGGUGCUGUCGUCAUAGUCGUCGUAAAACCUGUUCGCAUUACUCAUUUAACCGUUUCGCUACACGGAUAUGUCCGUGUCCUAAAGGAUCCGACUUCGGUCGCAAAGGCGCAAGGAAGCAUCGUGCUACCGCAGAAUGGGGACUCGGCGCGCCCACGAUAUCACGGCAAUGGUCUCGCAAGCCUUUUUCAAGAUGAGCAGGUAUUAAGCGGCGAGGGGAGGUUGGAACCUGGCAGAUAUGAGUUUGGGUUCGACCUACUGUUUCCUGACAAAGGGCUUCCAAGCAGUAUUGACUUCGAGCGAGGGACCGUUUCAUACAUGGUAACUGCUACGCUGACUCGGCCAACAUCGAUUGCCCCAACAUCAUCAUGCGAGCGAAAAGUUAUGAGAAAGUCCAUGGUGAUGGACAAAUCAGCUGCAGCUCCUUCCGACAUCAACGAAUUCAAUUCGGAGCAAGAUCCAUUAGAAACACCAACGGAAGACCUUCGUGAGCAGGUGACAAAUCCGAGAAGUCCAAUACAAAGCGAUAUGCGAAGCGAAAUCAGCGGCGAAAGUGGUGUCAGCAACAGCACAAGCUUGAGUAGGCCGGAAGCCGCGCUGUCCCAGGUCGGGACACUCACAUCGGCUAAGCAACAAGCAGUUGAUAAAAAGACGAUUACCGCGACAGUCGAGCUGCUGAAGGGCGGUUGCUUGCCGGGUGAUGCCGUCUCCGUGCGGGUCACGGUUCAACAUACUAAACGGGUGAAGAGUAUGACUGGUGUGAUUGUAACACUCCUCAGACAAGGCAAAAUCGACAGCAACCCACCGAGUGCUUUGUUUGACGAGAGUUUAAGCCGUGACGAUGUAGCUCGCAUUGAUAAGGAGGAUGUGUUUCCGCGAUCUCGUACCGGUUUGGGUGGUCUUUCGUUGACAUCUUCGAGUUCUACAAGCAUAUUCCGUAAGGAUCUUGACCAGAACAUAGCACCGCUAAUCAUCGACCCUAACACCAUGCAAACGUCGGUCACGGUGACCGUUAAGCUACCUGACGACUCCUUUCCGACAAUAAAAGGUGUACCUGGAGAGAUGAUCAGCUUCAAGUAUGUGGUUGAGGUAGUUGUUGACCUCGGCGGGAGACUGUCAAAUCAAAUGCAAACUGGCCCAACCAGAUUCGGACCUUACGGCCAUGGAAGUGCAGACAAUCAUACAUAUGGGCCAAGAAGAGGUGCCAAUAUUGCAGACACUUCUCAGAUGCGCCACGAAAAGGGCGUUAUCGCGGUGUCGAUGGAAACAGUCGUUGGCACAACUGAUUCAUCUCGCGGGAAGAAAAAGUCGAGAGCUUCGCCCACUUCACGAAGCGUACAGAUUCUUGAAAGCGAUGAAGAAGAGGUGAUGGGCCAAGAACCAAACUAUGCCGACGAUCCUCCCUUGGAGCCAUACUCGAACAGCACGCCACUCUCGCCUGGGGGUUAUUUUCCAUCCCAGGUCAAUGGGAGCCGACUUUCGACGAUCCCUUCUCAUCCCCCACAGCCAUAUUCUCAAGUGGUCCCGGUGCAACACCCGUCGCUCCGGCCUCGAGACGUUGCUGGGUCAAAUUCUGACGGCCCUGUUCCCUCUCCAGCCGCGCCUUCAUACAUCCCACCUCCUGAAAUACUUAACCAGAACAAUCUUUCUGAGAAGCAGAGGAUUAGGCAAGCAGAAACACGACUUCUACCAAGUCGACCGCUGGAAGCGGGCCCAUCGACAAGUCACGAUGGCGAAGAUAUAUACGAUGCAGACGAUACGUUCCGAGUUCCUGAGCUCGGUGGUGGCUUUGUUCCAAAUGAUCUCAACGCUCCAAGUGCCCCCGAUGCGGGACCUUCGGCCCCUCUAGAAGACGAUGUCGACUUGCCAACAGUGCUUCUCCCAGGGGUUGUUGAAGACAAACAGGAACUCGAACGUCAACGGCUUUUGAACGAAGCCAGUGCACCGCCAGACGUUCCGGAGGAUAUGCUACGACGAGCAGACGAAGGCCCACCGAGUGAGGUGGAAGCUGAUGCGGAAGCGAGCGCACCAAGCGCCCCAGUUGUGGACAAUUAUGAUGAUUUUCCAGGUUACGGAUCUAGUGCGGGACCUUCUGGGACUUCAAGGCAUGUCGACGGAGAGCAACUACCAGCCUACCAAAGAUAA
This is a messenger RNA of Fusarium subglutinans, 2460 nucleotides long. Its product is annotated as pH-response regulator palF RIM8. Gene Ontology annotation, molecular function: protein-macromolecule adaptor activity; ubiquitin protein ligase binding. NCBI's taxonomy places the organism in Eukaryota, Fungi, Ascomycota, Sordariomycetes, Hypocreales, Nectriaceae. The transcript has 3 exons. The record is from RefSeq and is a predicted model, not a curated record. The coding region runs from base 1 to 2460 and encodes 819 amino acids. Gene Ontology annotation, cellular component: cytoplasm; plasma membrane; cytosol. Gene Ontology annotation, biological process: ubiquitin-dependent endocytosis.